UUCAUCGGCGCGAGGGAGGCACCGUCGCCGCACCAACCGCUGCUCCGUCUCGUCCGUCUCCGACUGCCAUGCUGCAAGUCGCUGUCCUCCUCACUGCCCUGAGCCGGCCUGCGCUCGUCGCGCCGAGGCCGCCCGCGCCGCUGCGGUCCCGCGCGCCCGUCGCCACGGCGCCGGCGCCGGCCUCGCUGCUCGGCAAGGCGGCGCGGAUGGUGCGCGGCGACCCGACCAUCCAGUACGAGACCAUCACGUGCUCGGACAUCGACGAGGAGGAGUGCCUCGCGCUCUGCGACGAGGAGACGGGCUGCUCCAUUGUCGCGCCCAGCGCCGCGCUCCGCACGCUCAAGAUCGGCGUCUACUUUGCGCUCUGGUUCGCGCUCUCGACGGGCUACAACAUCGCGAACAAGGUGCGGCUCAACGCGAUCGCACUGCCGUGGUGCCACUCAGCCGCCUCGCUCGGCGUCGGCUCAGCCUUCGUCUCCUUCCUCUGGGCUACCGGCCUGCGCAAGCGGCCGUCGCUGCCGCGCGCCGCAGUGGCGACGCUGCUCCCAAUCUCCUUUCUGCACGCGCUCGGCCACAUCGGCGCCGUGGUGUCGGCGGGCGCGGGCGCCGUCUCCUUCACGCAGAUCGUCAAGGCUGCCGAGCCAGUCUGCACGGCACUCCUCUCGUGGGGCAUCCUCGGCGCCACAAUCUCCGCGCCGGCCGCUCUCGCCCUCGUGCCGAUCGUCGCGGGCGUGGCGCUCGCUUCGGUGAGCGAGCUCUCUUUCACGUGGCUCUCCUUCUCGGGCGCGAUGCUCUCCAAUCUCGCCUUCGCAACACGCAACAUCCUGUCGCGCGCCUCGAUGGACCGGCCAAAGGGGAAGAACAUGACGCCCGAGAACCUCUUCGGCGUCCUCACCGUCAUGUCCUUCCUGUGGGCCCUCCCCUGCGCCAUCCUCAUCGAGGGCCCCACCGCCCUGGCGAAGUGGAGCGCCGCGACGGCGGUCAAGCCGGCGUCGUACAUCCUCCAGUACACGGUCUCGACCGGCCUCUACUUUUACCUCUACAACGAGGUUGCGAUGCUCGCGCUGAACAACGUCAACCCGGUGACACACGCGGUCGCAAACACGCUCAAGCGUGUCGUGAUCCUGCUCGCGUGCGUCGUCUUCUUCAAGACGCCGAUGACGCCGCUCUGCAUCGCCGGCUCGACGGUGGCGAUCGUCGGCUCCUACCUCUACUCGAUGGCCAAGGGGCGCGAGAAGGCGCUGGCCAAGGCCGCCGCCAAGAAGGGGGCGGCAUGACCAUGAGCCACCGCGCGGCUUGCCGCAGCGGUCGCGCCGCGCCGGGUAUUGCUACGUCAGUAGGUCCCGCGGCGUUUGGGUCUUGCUCCAGCGCCCAUAGGGUGGCCUUGAUUGCGCGCCGCCUCCCGGACGAGGGAGGGCGGCGCGCCCUAUUUGCCGCGCGCUGGCUUGUGUACAGACGGCGUUAUGGCCCCUCUCUUCACGCCGGAAAUUUCUAAAAAAGAAAGGUGUUCC
Molecule: messenger RNA, 1511 nt
Organism: Emiliania huxleyi CCMP1516
Lineage: Eukaryota; Haptophyta; Isochrysidales; Noelaerhabdaceae
Exons: 11
Coding region: 69-1277 (402 amino acids)
Cellular component (GO): Golgi apparatus
Molecular function (GO): antiporter activity
Source: RefSeq, a predicted model, not a curated record